GCACCCGGUGGUUGGACGUUGUCUCUCCGCCGGCUUGAGUAUGGGGGUUAGUGGUCAGGAGACGGUAUAAAGCAGAGCGAAGACAAGACUCGGGCUCACUAAUAACGAGAUAAAAGGGGAGAGAGUGCGUAACCAGCGAACGAUAUUUAGUACCGCGCGACCGUCGAACAAGGACUUUCCAAUUUUUGUAUCUCGGCCUGACGAUAGCCGGCAUCAAGCGCUCGCAAACCGUAAACAGGACUUGUUUCUCGUGAAAUUAACUAUUAUCCGAUCGCUGAAAAACGAUAGAAGUGUAAAAAAGUGUUGUUAGACUGUUUUCGCCAUUUUCCAGUGUUUCAGUUUUGGUGAACCAGCGCAACGGCUGCCUAAUUCUCUGACCUUACGGCCAAGGAGACAGAAAAAGAGAAUCACCGUCAAGUCAAACAAAUCAGGUCACAACCAUGAAAUUCACGAUCCCGCUGCAACAGUUCAAGAAAUGUAUAAUUCUAUUCCUGCUGGCCGUCAUUUGUACCAUAGGUGCCUAUUUUACCUACAUAAUAAACCCGAUGAAGCUAAUAAUAGAUUACAAAUUGCAAAUGACACCGAAUUCACUAGUUUUCGACUUAUGGAAGAAGCCUCCUAUCGAUAUUUUCAUCAAGGUAUAUGUAUUUAAUAUUACGAACUCGGAGGAAUUUCUCAGAGGCGAAGAAAAAUUGAAGGUUGCAGAAACUGGACCAUACGUAUAUCAGGAAAUAUUAGAGAAUCACAAUGUCACGUGGUACGACAACAAUACGAUUUCAUAUCAUCCGAGGCGAACGAUACUAUUCGUUCCAGAAAUGUCCAGUGGUGACCCAAAGGCUGAUAUGCUGUACGUGCCGAACAUACCAAUGCUGGGGAUUUCUUCGACGUUGCACGACGCAAGUUUCCUUGUCAAUUUUCCAUGGUCAAGUCUGGUCAACAUGUUGGACAGCAAACCGAUCCUGCACAUCACCGCUCACGAUUAUCUUUGGGGCUACGAAGACAGACUAGUGCACUUGGCGAGCAGUAUUGUGCCAAGCUUCAUUAAUUUCCGGAAAUUUGGCCUGCUUGAUAGGAUGUACGACGAAGGAGAUAAUAUCGUGUUCAUGAACAUUGGAAAAAACAAGAACAUGACCGAGGAGGACGGACGGUAUCUGAGCAUCGAAACUUACAAUUACAGUCCAGGAAUGUCACAAUGGGGAUAUCAAGAACCAGAAGGAAACGAGACGCUGCCACAAAACACCAUUUGCAACCGUGUCCGAGGAUCCACCGAAGGAGAAUUGUUCCCAUCGAAUUUGGACCCGCACGCGGUGUUCAGAGUGUUCAGAAAAGCGUUUUGCAAAGCAAUUCCGAUCACAUUUAAGGAACAACUUUGGCUGGACAACGGUUUCGAAGGAUAUCUGUACAGUGUAGCUGACAAUUUCUUAGAUACACCGGAUGAGAAUCCAGAUAACGAGUGCUUCUGCAAGAAAAAGUCUCAAUGUCUCAAGAAAGGACUUAGCGAUAUGACACCGUGUUAUUACAGUAUCCCAGCAGCUAUGUCUUUGCCACACUUUCUUAACGCAGAUCCGAGUUUGCUGAAUGAUGUCGAAGGCCUUAGUCCAGACUUCGACAAGCAUUCAUCGAAAAUCAUUCUACAACCGACGAUUGGCAUUCCGUUGAAGGUCAACUCAAGACUACAGAUCAAUCUCGUGAUGCACAACACUUACAAUUCCCGUACUAGCAUCUUCAAUGGUCUCACGUUACCACUGUUCUGGACUGAUCUGGUAAAUACUAUUUAAAGUAAAUACUUUAAC
This is a messenger RNA of Nomia melanderi (Alkali bee), 1793 nucleotides long. Lineage: Eukaryota; Metazoa; Arthropoda; Insecta; Hymenoptera; Halictidae. The record is from RefSeq and is a predicted model, not a curated record.